AUGGUUCAGAGUAGAGUUGGUUUAUUUUUCUUUCUCGGAAGAUUUAUCGACGCUCAAUAUUACCGAGAUGUGCCAGGAAUCGAAUAUGUUCGCGAAACUUCUUUUUACAACAAUAAAGCCGCACCAAAUUCGCCAUUCUACGACUCAGAGAGCUAUGUUAAUAUGGCUUUUUCAUCGUCAAGUUCGGACUCGAGUGAAUUCAACAUCGACCCGAUCGUUGAGGAGGAAGUAGUUUGGAGAACGGAGAAGGUCAAAAAUAUUGCAAUGGUUGUGAAAUUCGAGAAACUACCAAUGUUCACUCAGAUUCAAUGGCGAUGUCCGAAAGAAGCUCAAUACUGCGAUAUGAGCUCAUUUUACGACGAAAAGAAGACAUACGCGAAUAUUUUCGAGGAUGACUCCGACGGCGAAUAUGAAUGCUUUUUCUUCCUGAAUCAAGACCCGGUCUACGUGAAGCGAUUCAUUCUUAAAUCAACGGAAAAAUUUAUCGCCCUCCGGAAAUCAACGAAAACUGAUGGGGAGGAGAAUACUGUUCAACUUAGAGGAAUGGCAGCGGUGACAUCAGAUGUCGUAACAAUCAACACAAAAUACUGCGAGGAGUUUUCCAAGGCUACUCGCUCCAGACAAGAACAUUCAUCGAGAGAUGCUCAAGAAUCGUGCUGUGACUCAUUCUCUAUCCGCCUUGAUAGAUUUUCAAGAGUAUCAGGGACGUAUUCGAGGCUGAGGAAAACAGUCAAUAAUAGGCCUAUUUGGAAGAAUCGCGCCUUUGCUCUUUGGGCAAGCAAGGAGGGAAACUGGAUGAUUGGAUCGGUCAAAUCGAUCGGGAAGAAUAGAGGAUUUCUCAUUGCAAAAAACUCAAUAAACUGCCCGAACAAAUUGUCAUCCAUCUUUGAUGCGAAAGCACAAGAAUCUAUCCCCAUCCACACAUCCUGCGACUGCUGCGAGGUCCUUACAGUGAAAGGAUCCACACACCAACAAAACUCGAAAUAUGGAAUUUACAUUCGCUCCUCACAUCUGUCUUCUCUCCCUGGCGAAUAUCGCCAAAUUUGGCCAUCGAGUAAACAUGGCAAUGUCAUUUACAACGAGUCUGGACAGUACUACAUCAGCGACAGACCAAGGGCGACAGUAGGCCAUUUGGGAAUUUUUUCAGACAAAACUCGAGGCUGUCCAAGUGACGCCAAAGGUUGGAAAUCAUGGGUUGGAUUCGACAAAACGAUCAUCGACAGUGAAUUCAAAGUCUCCUGUUUCUCGGGGAAUUCCGAAUGCAUUUACGCGUACAAUUUUUGUGAAGCCAAAGAAGAUGCUAAAUUGUGUCUUGAAAGUAUUUUCCAUUGCAAGGGACUGGAUGCAUCUCUUUGCAACGAACAGCGCGAACAACUGACUAGUGAAUGUUUCUACGGAAAAUGUUCUUAG
Messenger RNA from Oikopleura dioica, 1410 nucleotides. The record is from the annotation of a GenBank genome assembly. NCBI's taxonomy places the organism in Eukaryota, Metazoa, Chordata, Appendicularia, Copelata, Oikopleuridae.